GUUUCGUCGGUUUUACUAAUAAAAACAAUUUACUAUAAUAAAUUAUUAUUAUAGCUGACUUCUCAAUAAAAAAAAAGAUGUCCAUCCUUAAUUUCAAUUUAGGAGUUUUGGGUCAUGUUGACAGCGGGAAGACUACCUUGGUUAAAGCUUUGAGUUCGGUGGCCAGCACGGCUUGUUUUGAUAAAAACCCACAGUCAAAAGAAAGAGGAAUCACACUUGACUUAGGAUUUAGCUCUUUUUCAGUUGAAUUACCCGAGCAUAUUAAAGAGAAAAGUUUGGAAACCUAUUCUAAACUUCAGUUUACAUUAGUUGAUUGCCCUGGACAUGCGUCACUUAUUAAAACAAUCAUUGGAGGUGCCCAGAUUAUUGACAUGAUGUUGUUGGUAAUUGACAUCACAAAGGGAAUACAAACACAAACAGCAGAAUGUUUAGUUAUUGGAGAAAUCACCUGUAACCAAAUGGUAGUUGUUCUAAACAAAAUUGAUUUAAUUCCUGACAACAAACGGCAACCAGUAAUUGAAAAGAUGACAAAAAAAAUUCACAUGACUCUGAAAAACACAAAAUUCCACAAUUGCUCAAUUGUUCCAGUGUCAGCAUUCUCUGAUGUUUCAGACUUGGCAUCUAUUAGCAUAUCUAACCUGAUUGAAGUCCUGAAACAGCUUGUCUUUAUACCAAAACGGGAUGCAUUAGGUAAUUUCUUGUUUUCAGUUGAUCAUUGCUUUUCCAUAAAAGGACAAGGAACCGUAAUGACUGGAACAGUGUUGCAAGGGAAAAUAUCAGUCAAUGAUACCAUCGAGAUUCCUACGUUAAAACUAUCGCGAAAAAUCAAAUCCAUGCAAAUGUUUCAUGAAGCAGUUGUCAAUGCAUUUCAAGGCGACCGGUUGGGAAUAUGUGUGACGCAAUUUGAUCCAAAAUUAAUGGAAAGGGGAAUCGCUUGUACUCCCGGAGCUUUACCGAUGGCUUAUGGAGUAAUAGUAAAUGUAGAUAAAGUGGUUUAUUACAAACAACCCAUCAAGAACAAGACGAAAUACCAUAUUACUCUCGGACACGAAACAGUCAUGGCGCGAGUGCAUCUUUUUCAGUCAGCAGGUGAAAAUCUUGAUUUUGAAAUGGAACAUUGCUAUUGUGAAGAAAUAGCAGAAGCGAAGGGGCAAUUUUUCUUCGGCUUCUUAGAAUUCGAUCACCCAAUACCUGUUGUUCCGAAAAGCUUGAUAAUCGGUUCCAAGCUGGACACUGAUAUUCACAGUAAUGCUUGCCGUAUUGCUUUUAAAUGCAAUAUUCAUUUCAUCUUUGGGAACGAAAACUAUAGAGAGGAUCUCGCGCGCCUUAAAGUUUAUAAAACAAAAACGAGGGAAGGUAUUGUUGAACGCAUGGCCUCACCAUUCGAGGUUAUCGGCAAAAAUUUACUGAAAAAAGAGACAAAUGUUCAACCUUUCGUGAACUUGAAGGUUACCUUGUCAACUGGGGAAUUGGGAAUAAUCGAAGGUUCGUUCGGUCAGAGCGGCAAAGUCAAAAUUCGUGUGAUGGAAGGAUUAAAGGAGGAAACACAGGCCCUGUUAGCUGGCCUUAACAAGAAAAGGAAACCCCAAGAUUCAUUGAACCCAGAAGAAAAACAUGUGCAAGUGAAAAUUUUUCUUUGUUUUAAACGGUAUAUAUACGAUCCUUGCAAAAAGAUGAUUCAGACGUAAACAGUAAAACCGUGCAAAUGGAACAAUACAAAAUUUACAAGUGGAA
Messenger RNA from Daphnia carinata, 1734 nucleotides. RefSeq names its product selenocysteine-specific elongation factor-like (gene eEFSec). Gene Ontology annotation, molecular function: GTP binding; translation elongation factor activity; GTPase activity. The record is from RefSeq and is a predicted model, not a curated record. Lineage: Eukaryota; Metazoa; Arthropoda; Branchiopoda; Diplostraca; Daphniidae. Bases 78 to 1688 code for a protein of 536 amino acids. Gene Ontology annotation, biological process: selenocysteine incorporation. The transcript is spliced from 9 exons.